CCGGCACCAACUCACCGACACCAACCAACCCACCGACACCAACCCACCCACACCAACCAACCCACACCAUGAAGACCACCAUAUUGUGCUUCGUCCUCAUCUUAUCCAUCGCCUGCCACCGAGGACACACCACCUCCACCAACCAGCAGGAUGAAGUAAUACACGCUGAGCACAAUCUACUCCAGGAGGAGACCAGUGUACAGGAAACUCGGCUCCGAUCCAAGCGCCAUUCCCCCCUCUCUAUCUGCCGUUUUUGCUGCAACUGCUGCAAGAACAAGGGCUGCGGUUUAUGCUGUCUGACCUGAACCCUGCCGGAAAUGGCUGCGAUACAGACGCCCCCCCCCCCCAGCCACUGACUCCCCCCUGGGAAUGGAAGGAUAGACAAGGGACUCGCAUGUGUCUACCAUUGCAACCACACUGUGCCCACCAUUUCAGCCACACUGUGCCCACCAUUUCA
Molecule: messenger RNA, 457 nt
Organism: Rana temporaria (common frog)
Lineage: Eukaryota; Metazoa; Chordata; Amphibia; Anura; Ranidae
Gene: HAMP
Product: hepcidin antimicrobial peptide
Exons: 3
Coding region: 69-305 (78 amino acids)
Biological process (GO): intracellular iron ion homeostasis; defense response to bacterium
Cellular component (GO): extracellular region
Source: RefSeq, a predicted model, not a curated record